CAGGGGUUCGGUUGACGCACCCGAUUGAUUCGUGUCAUAUCUGGUCCGCGCCAGGAAGCAAAAAAUGCCACCUGUCACAAAAUUCUUAUCAAGCAUUAGCGUGAGAAGUAAACUUUAACGUUAAUUUUUAAUUAUAUUCCUUAAAAUGGUAGUGGAACCUGGUCUCGUCUCCCAAUACAUCCACAUCGCCCUUGUUGUUGCAACUUACUGGAUCGUUUCCAUUUUAACUGUUUUCGUAAAUAAGGCUCUCCUCUCUAGUAACGAAGUCAAUUUAGAUGCGCCACUAUUUGUUACUUGGUUUCAAUGCGUAGUCAGUGCUUUAAUAUGUACCACUUGGAGCAAGCUAGCCAAAUUCUUUCCACACAGGAUCAGUUUUCCUGAAGGACAUCCUUACUGCAUGGAUGUUGUGAGAAAGGUCCUACCGUUAUCAGUGCUAUUCACCUUUAUGAUAGCCAGUAACAAUCUGUGCCUGAAAUAUGUUGGCGUAGCAUUCUACUACUUAGGGCGAUCAUUGACAACAGUGUUCAAUGUCGUUUUAUCCUAUUCAAUACUAGGACAGAGAACAUCUUUUGGGUGUAUACUGUGCUCCGGCAUAAUCAUUGGAGGAUUCUGGCUUGGCGUUGAUCAAGAAAAUGUCGCAGGCUCGUUAUCAGUUGUUGGAACGAUAUUCGGUAUUCUUGGAUCGCUGUCAGUAUCGCUCUAUUCAAUUUACACAAAAAGAGUGUUGCCACUAGUGAAUCAGGAAAUUUGGCUACUCUCCUACUAUAAUAAUGUUUAUAGUGUCUUCCUCUUCCUACCAUUAAUGCUAGUCAAUGGAGAAUUUAGUGUCGUUUACAAUUACAGUAAAUUAUCAGAACCCUUUUUUUGGACAGUAAUGGUCAUCGGAGGCCUUUGUGGCUUUGCUAUUGGCUCUGUUACUGUCCUACAGAUAAAAGUUACUUCACCUUUGACACACAAUAUCAGUGGGACGGCAAAGGCAUGCGCGCAAACAGUGAUGGCCACUUAUUGGUUCAACGAACAUAAACCGUUAUUGUGGUGGUUGAGUAAUUUUAUUGUGUUGGGCGGCAGUGCUGGCUAUGCUCGAAUAAAGCAACUUGAUAUGGAAACUGCUCAUCAUUCGCAAAAAUAUACCCAACUGAGGGCGUAAUUCUGCAUUGCUACUGAAUUUAUAAUACAAUUACUGUUAGACUCGUAUUGAUUUUAUCAUUUUUUACUUAUUUCUCUCAUAGUUCUGAUCCAGUCAAUUUUAUACAUAAGACCAGUGAGUAGAAAAUAUUCCGAUAUAACCAGUGAUUGAAUAUACGAAAAAUCGUCUCAUUUCGGAUUCAACAGACAGUUUUACUGGGUUCAUCUAUUUUUGACCGUAUUUUUUAAAAUACCACUGAGUUGAGCAAAAGUGAGGAUUGAUAUCUAAAGUAAUCGAUGGCUUCGUUUAAUUUGUACAUAUUAUACAUACUAUACAAUCCGCAUUGCCUCUGGAAUUUUACCCGUAUGCAACAUGUGUAAUUACUAUUGAAAUUGUUAUUCUUAUAUACAACGCAAGCUAGUUGAAACGCGUUUUUUCAAAUUGUUUUUACUUCUCAAAACUAAGUUUUAAUCAAAUACAUUAUAACUAAGUAGAAUGAAAACAUAUUUCUUCUUCGCUGGAAAAAUGGUCAGUCAGCUACGAAGUUUCUGCAAUUUUGCUGUUUAAUUUUAUGCUAUACUCUUAGAAAAUAUACGUUUUAAAACCGGUUUUUAUAGCCAGUCUGAUGUUCAACACAAUUUCACGGAAAGCUAUUUAUCAAUCAAGUCACGUCAAUAGCUGAUUCUUUUAAACAUACCUAUAACCUGACUAUAAAUGCUGAUCCAGCUAUAUGUAUUGGGGAAUCUUUUGUUUGUAUAGAAUUUUAUUUAUUGUAAAAGUUUUUAUAAUUGAAUGAACAUCAAAAAAGACGCGCAUUUACACUAAAAAUAUUAUCAAUAAAACAUAUUUAUUUUUGCUAGUUAUUGUGACAUGAUUAAAUAUAUAGUAUCAAAAAUUU
Molecule: messenger RNA, 2024 nt
Organism: Neodiprion virginianus
Lineage: Eukaryota; Metazoa; Arthropoda; Insecta; Hymenoptera; Diprionidae
Gene: nac
Product: GDP-fucose transporter 1
Exons: 4
Coding region: 146-1147 (333 amino acids)
Biological process (GO): protein O-linked glycosylation via fucose; GDP-fucose import into Golgi lumen
Cellular component (GO): Golgi apparatus
Molecular function (GO): antiporter activity
Source: RefSeq, a predicted model, not a curated record